Messenger RNA from Stylophora pistillata, 321 nucleotides. RefSeq lists its product as uncharacterized. The record is from RefSeq and is a predicted model, not a curated record. Lineage: Eukaryota; Metazoa; Cnidaria; Anthozoa; Scleractinia; Pocilloporidae.
AUGUCUCAGCUGAACGUGGAACACUGGGACCCCAAAAGAGACGGUCCAUUGAGUGAGAGAAGUAUGAGAGAUAAGCUUAGGUCACAGGGUUAUUCAUUUCAAAGAUAUGUUUUUGCUCCUGGUACUGACUUCCCUGAUCAAACUCAUUCCAUGUCCAAAAAGGACUCUAUUGUCUCCGGCCAAUUCAGGUUUGCCAUGUGUGGCCAAGAAGUAAUUCUACAGCCUGGAGACAUGAUUGUCGUACCAGCUGGUACUGUCCACAAUGCUUCUGUGGUUGGAGAUGAGUCAGUGGUUUUCUUUGAUGCCUCUAAGCCAAGAUGA